UUUCGAAUCGAAAUUCUCCGGCUGGAGCGUUUUAUUUUAAAGUUCGAUCAGUUUAUUUAACUUUCUUCGGAUACGCGUAUUCACGCGUCAAACUAUUACAUGUUUUAUUCCAUCGCUUGGAAAAACUUAGGAAUUGUACGCGUACGUACGUAUAUAAACAAAUUGUUCGUUUUUUUCGUCUUAAGUAAAACUCGUUUCGAAUCUGGUCCACGUCGGGGCGACGAGUUCACGAUGAUUCCCAGCAGUUUGAUGUCGAGCUAGUUUAAAAUUAAACCGAAGCCAGUCAGCGUAGAAAAAGAAUUUUCUUACGUAGAUUACGACCCCAAUUAGUCGAGACGUUUUUAACGACGGUGCUCGAUAAAAUUCGUCUGAACGAGCUUUAAUAUCCCUCCUCGAAACGUGUCAAUGACACAACCGUGAGUGCGAUCAUCAACGAAAGACGAUUAUUAUUCCGGAUCGAAGUUACGUGCGCGUUAUUGACAUUGAUAACCUUUACCGGUUCGUCGAGCAGCACCUCAUGAAUUUUCAUUAAUCGCGCAUUGUAUUUAGCAAACACGACUCGCGACAUGAUUCUUUAACGUCGCAUCUUCGAAAAAAUUGUGGCUCUCUCGACCGCGUGAUGCGCUAAUAACGAGGCGCGUAUAUCGGUGCUGGACAAACGUUGAGAAAUCUGGUAAAACCUCAGCGGAGUCUUUUUUCUCUUCGUAGGUGUUUCCACAGUUUCUUUUCGUGUGGGUAAACAAGAACGAGGUUCGAAAUAACGCCGCGUGUUGACCGAUCACCACGACUCGGAACAAGAACACGUCGAAGCAGAACGUUGAAGCAUCUUUUUAUUUCGCGAGGACAUUUACCUUUCACGCGAAAGACCGAAUCGGGUGGAUCGUUAACGUACGAUCCAGUUACGCGGUGACGGACGUUUCUCCGAUUGUCUCUACAUCUGUUCAAACAAGUCGAUGCCAUAUGCGUGCUUACGAUCCCUUAAUUCGAAGAUACGGCUAUGAUUUCGUACGAUCGAUAAACGAGCCCGAGUCGAGCGUGGCAUAAUCGAUAGAUUGUCGUGCAUAAGAGAAUUCAAAAUAUUGGCUUUGCGCCAGAGGUGACGACGACAAACGCGAAGACGAAGAGCGAAGACGGGGAAAUGUAACGUAGCCAAAAUAAGCACGCGGGCUCGGCAAAAAGACGAGCGUACGCGGUCGCGUAAAGUACGACGCUCUACGUGUCUACGAUAGUAAUCUCGUUCGUUUCUCGAUUCGAAAACACGAAAACCUACGAAAUGAAAGCAAUAGGUCGGCAAACGGUUCAAGUUGGGACGCUAAUUCGAAUCGCGGAGGUAAUAUAUACGGAAACGUUUGCGAUGUCGUGUCGAAUCGAGCUCGGUCGAUCGAUUUGAGAUAUCCGUUGUCGGUGAUCGAUCGGGAACGGUGCUUCAUGGAGUCUAGAUCGACGAUGACGAAGAAUCAUCGAGACAACGCCAACGGUCUGGUGAGGAACGUCGAGGCGCUCUCCAGGAAAGUUUCUCUGGCCAGUGGAAUCAAACGCAACAUCGGAGACUCUGCAUCAUUGUCCAGCAUGCAAAGAAAUUCUACCCAAGUAAGCAGCGAACUUCUCGCGUUUCCUUUCGUUGGCAUUUCUAUUCCCGCAUCGCCGCGUAGUUGGCGUUCUUCGUAAAGUCAGUCGCGUCAUCGGAGAUCGGCCGAUUCGUUUACGAACCAUUUUACGCGCGGACAGCAGCGCACGAUUCGACGAAAUGUUUCGAACGCGAGCAGAAUAAUCGACGGUCGCGAGGAAAGGCGUUCGCUCGCGAAGAAAAAGAAGUACGCUAGCGUUGCUCUCGCUACUACCGACAAUAACAGCGGUCGGACGAGGCGCGUAUACGGGGCGAGCAACCAACACGGGGACUUAACCGACAUAUAAAUAGCGUUUAGUCGAAACGGAUACGGUAGAACUCGCGUGCACGUCUUGCGAGGCGAUCCGGAAGGCACGAUUCGCUUUUCAAGGAAGGCUUCUCCUACUCCGAGCACCGACGCUCGCCGCAUCGCGAUCCACGAUACCGUCCUCAGUGAUUUCCGAGAGUUUACGCGGCUACGAUCAAUGCUCGACGCGCGAACUCGCUCUCGCCUGCUUCCUUCCACGAGCAAUUACAAGAACGAGCCUGUGGUUUACCGGUAAGCCGGUGAGCGUUUCUGCGCUCCGACCGACCCAUAUUUUCGAGAUUACACCGCCUUGUCAACGCGAUCGCGUCAACUUUGAUAGAGAGUAAGCACCGAUAUCGCGCCGCGAACGUAAGUCGGUUUAUUGACACUGCUCUCGCGGAUUCGCGUCAUCUAGCCGCGACGAUUCCAUCGACUCCGAUUUCGCGUUUUCGACGACAAAACGUGGCAGAUGACGAGGUCGGUUGAAAUUGUCGAGGGCAGCUGGCGGGUAAACGGUGUCCAGGCGACUCGAGCAAAACGCAACGUGCCAGUAAAGGGCACCGGCUGCAUCGUGAACAACGGUCUAGUUGCCUCUAGGGGAGAACUCGCUCGAAAUAGCUGCACGAGGAGAGAGACGCCGGCGCCGUGCGUCGUUAACGAGAAGAGCAACGCGGUCGUCGACGCGAGUUACCGCGCCAAACAGCGGGAUCGCUUUCUCGAAGAAGAGUUGUCGAACAAACGGUACGCCCAGAAGGCGACAACGAUCACCACGGGUAUCAGGAAGCUUCAGAGAGUCAUUCCCAAGUCGUUUUCUGUUCCUGACCAUUUGCAAGAAGGCCUCGCCACGACGCGGAGAAAAAGGACGACCCUCGAUGAUGGUAUUCUAAAAAGGUCUUCCGCGUUUCUGGCGAAUAUCGCUCAGUCCGCUUGUCGCAUCCGAGAGAAGAAAACGAGCGACGAUCGUUCAAAACGAGCAGAACGCCGUUCCUACGAAUAUCCCGCGGACUCCCCGUUUUCCACCAGAUCUUCCACCCUGAGCGGGUACUUUUCGGUCUUGAACGACUUCAUCGACGACUUUGAACCUCUUCAUCGGUCUCCGAGCGUUCACACGCUACCGGUCGAACGGAAGAAGAAGAGCGGUACUCGAAUUAAAAAGUCAGUGUCCUUCAGUUCGGAUACGAGUUUCGAAGAGAAACGUGCGCCGUUCAGAAAAGCAGCCGUUCACGAGGUCAAGGCCUACCGCAAGGGUGUCCUGCAAGAUCAUAGCGAGGCUGCCACGAUCGUCACAAAAGUGCCGUCCUCGUGGGAAACCAACAGCGAGGGCCGAACGGCCCUACUCAGAGCUGCCAGGGAUGCCGACGACGCGGCCCUCAGCGAGAUUGCCCUUCGGGUGCGAAAAUUUGGAUUCGGAGAUAUGGACGUCAACGUGGCCGAUAGCAGCGGCAGGACCGCCAUAAGCUACAUGGCCGGGAACGGAACCUCGGCGAUGUUGGAGCUAGCUUUAUCGUUCGACGGGGUGGACCCAAAUACACCCGACAACGAGGGCAACACGCCCCUGCAUUUUGCCGCGCAGGCGGGGCAAACGGAGUGUUUGAACAUACUACUGCAGAGGUGUCCGGACAUCGAAGUUGACGCUAGAAACGCGUCGGGAUUCACGCCGUUGAUGAAGGCUGCUCUUCAAGGGAGAACCAAAUGCGCGAAGAUUCUGUUGUUUGCCGGCGCGAAUCCAACGUUAAAAGAUCACGGACGCGGACUGAGGGCCGAACAGUGGGCCAGAUUCUGCGGAAGAUACGUGUGCGCCGAAGUGAUCGAAAGAUUCGCCAGGCAUCGACUUUUGGAGAGAUCAACGACGUGUCGAUGGGGCAGCGAGCCUGAAUUAGCAGCCAAAGUACUGCAAGGAAAGGUGAUGCCUAUUCCUCCGACUCCUCUGUCGCCUCCGUCUUCGGGACUGAAGUCGAAGAUUAGGAAAGUCUUCCGCACCACUUCUGGCCCGGAUCGAAAUUUUUCCUUGGUUUCGCAACUGACCAGCGCCGCUCUUUGCGCGAGCAGCCCCGCUUUGCCGAAAUCCAGCGAAGUCCCUCCCGUAGUUAAAAGUCUUCUCCGACCUCUGAGCGUCCCCCAAUUAAGAGUAACGCUGGUUUCGCCGCAGGAUUUUCUCGAUUCAAAGGACAAGUACGGUGGAAAUUUCACGGAAAAGAUCGAGAACGCGUCGACGAAACAACCGUCGCGAUCGAAGAAGAAAAAUAAAUAGGACAAUUUUCGACCUU
Megachile rotundata (alfalfa leafcutting bee) is the source of this 4180-nucleotide messenger RNA. RefSeq lists its product as uncharacterized. The record is from RefSeq and is a predicted model, not a curated record. Gene Ontology annotation, molecular function: protein binding. Lineage: Eukaryota; Metazoa; Arthropoda; Insecta; Hymenoptera; Megachilidae.